Molecule: messenger RNA, 1023 nt
Organism: Lichtheimia ornata
Lineage: Eukaryota; Fungi; Mucoromycota; Mucoromycetes; Mucorales; Lichtheimiaceae
Exons: 8
Coding region: 1-1023 (340 amino acids)
Source: RefSeq, a predicted model, not a curated record
AUGAAAAUCUACCUCCCAUUACUCUUUUCAGCUAUCGCUUCUAGUGGAAUAUGGGUCCACGCUGCAGAUAACAAAUCAUCGCCCAAUACGACGUCCGAUGACAAUGACAACGACAACGACACUAUCUUGUCCCCUCCACAUACGUUUUGCGCAGAUGAUAUGGAGAUGGUGUUUGGCUUUGGCGAUUCUUACACUAAUCUAAUGGGUCCAAAGGGAGAUGUGUGGACGUGGAAUCAUUUUCAAUCAAACGAUUCAGUGUUGGAUGCCCCUAUUCGGAUCAAUGGUACUACUGCCCAUGGCCCUAAUUGGAUUGAGUACUUGACAGAGUGCUACGAAGGCUUGCCACAAGAUUGUGACCCACAGCUAUUUGACGUUGCGUAUGGCGGAGCCAGUGUAGACAGCGACCUUGUACCACCUGCAUAUACACACAUUGUCGAUUUCAUUCACCAAGUAAAACAAUGGAAAGAAUACAUCAAACCAGCUGUGACAUGGAAACCAGAAACAACAUUGACGGCCGUAUGGUUUGGCAUCAACGACGCUUUAAAUUCCUCCAAAACGAAGACAUGGAUCGAGCUUGGCAUCUUAUUUAACAAGAUCAUGGACGUUUAUAGCGAGCAAUUGGAAACGUUGUACUCUUAUGGUAUGCGUUCGUUCCUGGUUGUCAAUGUGCCACCCAUGGAGCAUGCACCUGCCCAUAUUGGCAACCAUACUAUUGCCAAGGUGGUGAAAUCUUUCAAUGACUUGCUUCAAGCCCGAGUCGCCUUGUUCAACACCAAGCACAAAGACGAGGUCUUCGUUCAUUACUUUGAUGCACACCGAUACUUCAAUGAGUACCUCACCAAUUCCUCUGGCCUUUUCAAAAACACAACCGGAUAUUGUGACGUCGAUAAAUGCGAGUAUCCAAACUACGAAUACUUCUGGAUGAAUAACAUUCAUCCAAUGUACCCUGUUCAUAAGCUUUUGGCGGAGGAUUUGAGCAAGGAGCUUAAGGAAGCGUCACAAUGCUCUUCUUCUUUAAUCUAG